AUGCGCCUCCUAGAUACCAAGCAGCGGAUAAAAGUUUCUCUGCUUCUUAGUCAAUAUGUAGGAGUCGCCUUCAGCAGCGCUGCUCCUGAGAUCAAUCUGGACUUUGGCUCAUUUAGAGGCACCAACGAGCUUGCCAAUGUGGAUAGCUUUCUGGGCAUACCGUUUGCGCAGGCUGGCCGGUUCGAGAACCCGAUUAUGGUUUCGGCUGCAAACAAGCUUGAAGGUAUUCAGGACGCCAGCAAGUACGGGUUUCAAUGUCCCCAGGGGGCAACUGCGUCAGUUCCAACUGAGGGACUAGCUGAGCUUGGCCCCGUGCUGCAAGCAAUUGGCCUGUUGACAGCUCGCGGGACCCCAGCGCAGGAUGAGGACUGUCUCAGUAUCAAUAUUCAGGCACCGAGUGGGACUUCAGCUGGUGCAAACCUCCCAGUCUUAUUCUGGAUCCAUGGUGGCGGGUUUUCAACCGGAGCUAGUGCAAUUAGCAGCAACACAACAUCACUCUCGGACGCAGUAUACCAAGGCGGCAAGCUUGUCAAUUUCUCAGUUGAAAUUGGCCAGCCUGUCAUAUUUGUUUCUGCCAAUUACAGACUCAGUCUUUGGGGCUUUCUCGCUUCACAGGAAGUCACAGAUGCGGGUGUGGGCAAUCUUGGCCUGAAAGAUCAGCGCAUGGCUCUACAAUGGGUACAAAAAUAUAUUACGCAAUUUGGCGGAGACCCGGGAAAGGUAACUUUAUUUGGUGAAAGCGCGGGCUCACUGUCUGCGGCCACUCAUAUGGUCCUCAACGACGGUGAUACCGAGGGCCUAUUUCGAGGAGCCAUCAUGUUCUCUGGUGGAGCCUUGAAAUUACGAGAUUACAGCAGCUCUCAAGGCACAUUUGACCAGGUGGUUUCUGAUGUGGGGUGUACCGGAAGCCAGGAUCCUUUGUCAUGCCUAAAGAACGCGAGCUACUCUGACCUUGCGGCGUCGGCUCAAAAGUUCCCCGGUCUGAUUUCGUAUGCUGGUUCCUACAAUCCAUUCUUGCCCAGGCCUGAUGGAGACUUUCUCAAACAGUCACCUCACAGCUCAAUACGUGAGGGUAAAGUGGCAGAUAUUCCUUACAUGAUUGGCGAUGUGGAAGAUGAAGGCACGCUUUUCUCACUAGUCGCGCAACUCAACACUACGACAGAUGACGAGUUCGUUAAAUAUUUCACAAACACGUUCCCGGAAGUGUCUACGGAGCAACUAGAAGCAUUCACAAGCCUCUACGCAAACCUGACCGAAGAAUCAGGAACACAGACCCUUGGUCCUCAGUACAGGAAGCUGGCUGCAGCUAUUGGAGAUAUCCUAUUCCAAAGUGGCCGCCGAGAUCUACUCAACUUCACGCGAUCGACGCAGAAAGCAUUCAAUUUCCUUAUUGAGCAACCCGUCGAAGAUUACGCAAACCUUGCAGUGGGGAAUAUAUCUGCACUCCAGCCACUGGGCUCGUUCCACGUGUCCGAUGUUGUAUUAAACACAUUCGGAACUCUGGACCCUGCCGUUUCAAACAAUUCACUGCAUCUUAUGUCCGCUAUCAUAGCCUUCACUAACCAUCUUGACCCCAAUUAUUAUUGUCGCAAGGAUGAUGUUCCGUACUGGCCCGCGUGGGAUCCCGCUAUUAGGGCUCAAUUCCGUUUUGCAGAGUCAAAUACCACUGUUUUGGAAGACGUCUUUCAUGAGAGAGAGUUAGAUUUCCUAAACAAUAACGCAGAUGUGUAUUUACUAUGA
Molecule: messenger RNA, 1740 nt
Organism: Neoarthrinium moseri
Lineage: Eukaryota; Fungi; Ascomycota; Sordariomycetes; Amphisphaeriales; Apiosporaceae
Exons: 4
Coding region: 1-1740 (579 amino acids)
Source: RefSeq, a predicted model, not a curated record